AUUCGUACCUGGAUCUAAGAAAAUUAGAUCUUAGAGAUUGCAAUAAAGUAACUAAUAUAAGUAUCAGACAAAUCGCACAAUAUCUUAAUCUGGAACAUCUUGCACUCAAUUCCCUAGGAUUUAUUAAUGAUGAAACGAUAUAUAUUGUUGUGCGAUUAUGUCCAAAUAUUUCUUAUUUCAACCCCGAAUUCUGCAAUGUUACAGAUAUGGUGGUAGAAGCAAUAGCACAAUCAUGUCAUAAUAUAGAAUAUCUCAAUCUUUACGGAUCAGUAUCUAUUACCGAUAAGUCUAUUUCUAAAUUGGCAAAAAUGUGUUUUAAGAUUCAGAAGCUUGAAUUAGGAUUUUGUGAACUUAUAACUGAUAUAGCCAUUAAAGAUAUUACUCAGCAUUUAUCCAAUCUAAAAUAUCUCGGGUUAAAAAAUUGUGUAAAUAUCAGCAAAGAGGCAUUAGAUAUGUUAGACCCAGAUUUAGAUAUAGGUGGAUAUUAUAUGAUCCCAUUCACUUUAUAA
Dentiscutata erythropus is the source of this 509-nucleotide messenger RNA. Lineage: Eukaryota; Fungi; Glomeromycota; Glomeromycetes; Diversisporales; Gigasporaceae. The record is from the annotation of a GenBank genome assembly.